Molecule: messenger RNA, 675 nt
Organism: Talaromyces amestolkiae
Lineage: Eukaryota; Fungi; Ascomycota; Eurotiomycetes; Eurotiales; Trichocomaceae
Exons: 7
Coding region: 1-675 (224 amino acids)
Biological process (GO): chromatin organization; negative regulation of transcription by RNA polymerase II
Cellular component (GO): nucleus; pericentric heterochromatin
Molecular function (GO): chromatin binding
Source: RefSeq, a predicted model, not a curated record
AUGGCCCCUCACAGCAAUGAAUCCUCUGACAACGAGUCGACCGGUGAAGAAAUCCCUUUCAAGAAGACCAACGACGCCGCAGACGAUAGUGGAAAUGAGGAAGAAAGCGAGGAAGGAGAAGACGUUUACGUAGUUGAAUCAAUCGUCGGCCACGAGUUUCAGGGAAAAACUCUCAUGCUACAUGUCAAAUGGAAAGGAUAUGACGACCCCGCAGACCAGACAUUAGAGCCGGAAAAAGGAUUACUGGAAGGCGCAGAGGAUUUGGUGAAAGAAUACUACUCAAAGAUUGGCGGCCGCCCAGAACCAGCAUCAAAGCCAGGAAGAGGCAAACGAAAGUCCGUGACCGCGAGCGCAAAGGACACACCCGAACGAACGGCCACUAAGAGACAGAGAACCUCGAAACGAGAAACCAACGGCACAGAAGAUUUGGGCGCAGACAUCCCCCGAGGCAUUCCAGACUGGGUUGGUGAUAAGGAUCAUUGGGAGGAGGAUGUCGCGAAGGUGCAGACAAUUACACAGGAUGAAGAUCAGAACCUGGUCGCAUUCUUGGUUUGGACCAAUGGCAAGACAACAAAGGUUUCGCUUGGCUUGUGUUAUGAAAAGAUACCCCAACUGAUGCUCAAGUUCUACGAAGCACAUCUUGUGUUUAAGGGUGAAGGUACCGAAGAGGAAUGA